Aureobasidium subglaciale EXF-2481 is the source of this 1383-nucleotide messenger RNA. RefSeq lists its product as uncharacterized. The transcript has 2 exons. Gene Ontology annotation, cellular component: mitochondrion. The record is from RefSeq and is a predicted model, not a curated record. Gene Ontology annotation, biological process: acyl-CoA metabolic process. NCBI's taxonomy places the organism in Eukaryota, Fungi, Ascomycota, Dothideomycetes, Dothideales, Saccotheciaceae. Bases 1 to 1383 code for a protein of 460 amino acids. Gene Ontology annotation, molecular function: fatty acyl-CoA hydrolase activity.
AUGGCAGCAAAACGGUUGACCUCGACCUGCCUUCGCCGGCUACAACAGCAGACUAGACGAUCUUUCUCGACGACGAUACGGACACAAACAGACGGUGUCUUUCGAGCUCUCACGGAAAACAGAAUCCAAACACCAUGGAUCGAUGCACUACGAGAGAAGGAGCGUGGAGGCCAUGACCCGACAAAAGCUUCGGGGAAAUCAGAGACGCCUACUGAUCGCGAUCUCUCUCCGAAACGCAUGAGCGACAGCUACCACAGCGUCGUCCUGCCUCUCGCUCGCGAACCCUGGCUUCUCGAUACCUACGCCAACUCCAGUGGUCACAUUCGUCUGGGAACCUUGUUCAUGGAUCUUGACGCCUUGAGUGGUGUCAUCGCGUACAAACAUACCGGCGAAGGAGUCACAACCGUCACAGCUGCCUGCGAUCGUAUCGACAUCAAGCACCCUCUGACCGAGAUCUCGGACCUCGAGUACAGUGGCCGUGUCACAUAUGCUACAGGUCGCUCAAGUAUGGAGAUCUCGCUGCAAGUCGCAAAGGCGCCGAAAGAGGGAGAAAAGGUCAAGCCCGAGGAUGUCCUGUUGACAUGUCAAUUCACAAUGGUCUCGCUCGAUCCCGGCACCAAGAAGCCUGUCAACAUCCCUGCCAUCACGCCCGAAACAGAAGAAGAGAAGGCCGCCUUUGCUCAGGGCGAGAAGAACAGCGCCCACCGCAAGCAUCUCAAGAACCGCUCUUUGAUCAAGCAGACUCCAAACGACGAGGAGUCUGAUCUCAUUCACGCAAUGUGGCAGAAGCAGCUCCAAUACCACGAUCCAAUGGAUCCUGUACGCAAGCCCGACAACGUCUUCGAAAUGGAGCAGACGCGUCUGUCGACUGCCGCCAUCAUGCAGCCCCAAUACCGAAACAGACACCAUUUUAUGAUCUUCGGUGGCUUCCUUCUCAAACAAACUUUCGAGCUCGCCUUCUGCGCUGCUGCUUCCUUCGCCCAUUGCCGUCCUACCUUCGUCUCGCUCGACCCCUCGACCUUCCAGAACCCCGUUCCUGUUGGCAGCGUCCUAUAUCAGACAGCCACCAUCGUCUACACAGAUCCUCCAGUCGUAUCAGGUCAGACUGACGAACCGUCUUCAGAGGGAGGAGGAAAAUCACAAAAAUACACGAGGAUUCAAGUCAGGGUCGACACAAAGGUCCGUGACGUCGAGCACGGCACUGCAAAACCAACAGGCCAAUUCAACUAUACCUUCACCGUUGAACGCGACAUCAAAGUCAUGCCGAAAUCAUAUUCGGAAUUCAUGAUGUAUAUCGAUGCACGCAGAAGAGCCAUGAGGAUAAGGGAGAGUGUUGAGCACGGCUCUAGCGACUCUGGCGCAAAAGAUAGAGUGACUGAAUAG